Messenger RNA from Chlamydomonas reinhardtii, 1818 nucleotides. RefSeq lists its product as uncharacterized. The transcript is spliced from 8 exons. The record is from RefSeq and is a predicted model, not a curated record. Bases 378 to 1253 code for a protein of 291 amino acids. Gene Ontology annotation, biological process: L-tryptophan biosynthetic process. Gene Ontology annotation, molecular function: phosphoribosylanthranilate isomerase activity; indole-3-glycerol-phosphate synthase activity. NCBI's taxonomy places the organism in Eukaryota, Viridiplantae, Chlorophyta, Chlorophyceae, Chlamydomonadales, Chlamydomonadaceae.
CUCAUCCCUCGUUUUCAGCUCAAAUGAACUAGGAGGAUUUUGUUUCACCUGUACAGCAUAGUUUGUGAUAACUGCUGCCAAUUCGUCAGCAACCACGCGUGCUUGCAAGCAGCAGCAGUCAACAGAAAUCCCCCUUGAAUCAUUGAAGUGUUCACGCCGACACAAUAGUAAUACACGCGCACUUGCUUGUACACAUUUUGGUUGUUACCUCGCUUUCAGCCGGCACCUGUGGACUGUGGCGAUAAACAGUGAAUCCUUGUGCAAGCAUGGUGGGCAGCAUGGCGGCCAGUACGAGCUAUUGCACUCGAAGCAACGUCACAGGCAGCUGCAGCAGGAGGGCAGCGCGGCAGGCCUCGGUUGUGCGCUUGACACGCACGAUGCCGCGCCACAUCGCUCGGGCGACCCCUGACGACGAGCCCCCGAAGACUCCCAUGAGCGCGCUGGAAGCAACCAUUCGUCGCAAGCAGCGCGAGCUGGAGGCCACCAUUCGUGACAUGGGCAUGGAGGCUCUGGACGAGCGGCUGCAGUCCGCCACCGCCAUGCCGCUGCGGCCCGCCUACCGCCUGGCCACACUCAUUGCGGAGAACGUGCCCAUGGGCCGGGCGGUGCUGGUGUACGAGGUGGCUCGCCCCACCCCCGAGACCACCUCGGCGGAGCUGGCGGAGCUGGCCAAGGCCUACGUGCAGGUGGGCGGCGCCUCGGCUCUGGUGGUGCGCACGGACUCUGCGGACACGCCCUCGGGUCUGCGCGACCUGUUCAGUGUGCAGCAGGCGGUGCCCAAGGUGCCGGUGCUGGCGCGGGACUGGCUCAUCCACCCGCUGCAGGUGUGUGAGAUCAAGGAGUCGGGUGCGGCCGGCGCCCUCGGCCUCAUCAACCAGGUGACGGGUCGCGGCACGGGUGUGAUGAGCAGCUUCAGCGCGGCUCUAGGUCUGGACGCCCCAGUGGAGGUGGUGAACGCCAAGGAGGUGGCUGAGCUCAGCCAGCAGGGUGUGGUGUUCUACGCAAUCAACGUGUCUGUGGGUCUGUCGGUGGCCAUUCCCGGCUUCGCCAACAAGAUCGCGCACGGCCUGCUAGGGGAGCUGCCCUUCGGAGCCAUCAGCCUGGUGGGCGUGCGCUCCCUGGAGGAGGCGUCUGCCGCCCGCCAGAGCGGUGCGGACGCGUUGCUGGUGAAGGCGGAGCUGCUGGCCAGCUACGGCAAGGACGUGCGGGCGCUGGGCAACGCGCUCGAGUACGCGGUCACAUUGGACGACUGAGCGGCGACCAGCAGGGGGGCGAGGGACAUGCUGGGAGAGGGGUGGUAGAUACCAGCCCAAACGACUACGGGGCGCAGGCAUGGGCAGUUGUGGUGACUGAUCGGUGUGGACGUCAGUGGAGGAGAGGGAGGAGAGGGGCAUGAGGCAGGGGAUGGCUUGCGGGAAGGACGGGGCGCUGGAGCUGCAGCGGAGGGGGUGCAGGCGGUAGGUAGCGGGGGGCUGGGGGGUUAGCUUCGGACGGGGCGUGACUCGACGUAAUCUGGCUUGUUUGAAUGUGUGGUGCGGCUCGAAGCGGCUUGGCAGAGUUUGUAGCUCGGCGUUACGCUUGCGGGAACAGGAAGGGGGCUUCGGCGGCUGCUAGGGCUGGAGCGCGUGGUCGGGAUGUGGAGGCGAGCAGGCAGGAGCCGUGACAUGGCCCACGGUACAACACUACUGUAGAGGCUGUGGGAAAGCGGGCGCGGCCAUACCCCUGCUUAUGGUUUGCAUCUGGAAUGGCAGUCAGAUGCGUGUAUGGGUCUAUAAAUCUCGGGUGACCAAGUGUUCACAAGAUAAAGUACAAAACGGA